Linum tenue is the source of this 2946-nucleotide messenger RNA. NCBI's taxonomy places the organism in Eukaryota, Viridiplantae, Streptophyta, Magnoliopsida, Malpighiales, Linaceae. The record is from the annotation of a GenBank genome assembly.
CUAAUAAGAGAGAAAAUGACCACAGGGCACAUCAGGAAGCGACUGCGCAGUGAACGAUCCAUCUGCAGCUGCAAAUCUCCUCGACUCGGUCGCCAUACUUCUCUUCGCUCCUUCGACUUUUACGAAUUGGAUGUGUGGACCGAGAUCGCCAAGUUUCUGGACGGCAAAUCUCUGGUGAAGCUCGCGGUGACCUGCCGGUGGUUCCACGGCGUGAUUAUGCAAGACUGCGUGUGGAGGUUGGCCUGCUUAAGCCAUCUUCAAGUUCCAGCUCCAGAUCGUGUGGAGUUCAAAUGGAUUCAGCUCUACGCUUCGGCGACCAAUGGAAGCCAUUCGUACUCGUUUCAUGAGAAGGAGAAACAUCUUGACUGGAUGAGGGUCGGUGCCUUCUUCCUAGACUCACCAUCAGUAAUCCUUACCCAGAGACUGACCUUACCCUUGAAGAUCAUGAAACGUGAACAGCUCAGGACCAUGUUGGGAUCCAAUGGGGCGUGUUUGCUGAGCGGCCUUAAAACAGGCAUCUGGAUGGCAGAUCUACAUCUGGUUCGUUGCCCUAUCUGCAAACUUGAUACUUGCGUGGGAAAAAUGCAGACAUUUGAUGCGAGGCAUAUAGAGUUGUUCCUGAGUGAGGAGUACCAGAACUGCAUUUGGGUGUAUGAGCACAUAGGAUCCCAUGUAGUUAAAGGAGAAGCAGCCAAGGCAGCCUCUGCAGCCAUGCUGGACCUCAAGCACAUCUCUGACCGCCCAACCGCUGAUGUGUUCAAUCUCAAACUCUGGGCUGGACGACCGGACGAUUUCCAGCCGAAAGCUAUGCUCACUCUCCAUGCCGUUGCAGUCAGCACCAACUUACAGGCCAAUCAAGGACUUCUAUCAAAGUUCUACGUGAUGCGAGCUGGAACUGGAGGAGAAAUUGUUUCCAUAAGAGUCUCUCAGCAGCUCCUGUAACUCCCUCUCUCCUUUAGUCAAUUCCACUCCGGUGAGUGUCAGCCAUCAUCAUUCAUCAGUCACAGAGAAAACAACUCAGAUUUUUAGCUAGUAAGUUCGAACAAGCAACAUAUACAUAUGUCAUCAUACUUUAUUAUUCUCUUGAUUCUUGAACUCCUUACCUUCAGCCAGAUUCUACAUUCAGUACUUAGAUAGACAGAUAGCUUAGAUAAACAAAUGGGGCAUCAGGGUCAGACUCAAGACUUAUCCUCCCUUUUAGUUUAAACCAGCCUCCCCAUUUUCCCAGUUGACCCUGUAUUAGUAAACUGCAAGGAACACACAGGUUGCAAAUUCUUUAGUGAUAUGGAAUAAGAGGAAGAUGCUUAAUUCAUAUUAAUUCCUCCUUCUGAGUUCUGACUUUCAACAGUUGCUGCCCUCAGUCCCUCCAUAUUUCAACUCCAUUUUUAUCUUUUAAAAAUUCUCCCCCUUCACCUGCUUCCAUUCUUUUUUAUUCCCCCGCUUUGAUUCAACGGGGGAGGAUAUUUGGAAGCUAGAAGAGGGUUCUUCUCAGCUGACGAGCUCGGCCUCAUUUCUACGAGCAAUGGCCAUCUCAGAGGUACUACUAAUUCUCCUUCUCCUCCACCAGAGCAUUCCCUUGUCCACGUCAUCAUCGUCGUCAUCAUCAUCAUCGCUACCGCGGCAGGACUGCAAAAUCUCCACAUGCACCGGCCGGAACUCGAUCCCCGUCCGGUUCCCCUUCCGCCUCGCCGGCCGGCAGCCGCGGACCUGCGGCUACGGCCCCGGAUUCGACCUCAGGUGCGACGCGCAGGGCCAGACCGCCCUCCUCCAGCUCCCUCUCACCGCCGGCGACUUCGCCGUCCGGAGCGUCGACUACCUGACCCGGCGGGUCUGGAUCAACGACCCGGAUAACUGCCUACCCAAACGCAUCCUCGCCCUCGACCUCGCCGGCUCACCGUUCUCCGCCGCGUUCUACCACAACUACACUUUCCUCCGCUGCCCGACCCAGCUCGUGCGCUCCCGAUUCACCACCGUCGCCUGCCUCAGCAACUCGACGACCUCGGUUCUGGCCACGUCUUCCUCCGGCUUCGUCGGGUUCAUGACCGCCACGGCGUCCUGCGAGGUCGCCGGGACGGUCAGGGUGCCGGCGUCCUGGCCGGUGCCGUUUAGCGACGGGUCGUCGACGGCGCUGGACGAUGAUUUGAUGCUGGUGUGGGAUUCCCCCGAUUGCACGGAUUGUGAGUCGCGAGGCGGAUCCUGUGGGUUUAAGAACAACGCCACUCGAGUUAUUGGUUGUUCAGGUGUGGGGUCAGCGUCUGCUUUGAAAGUUCUGAAGGUGCUCUCCCUAUCCCUAGCAAUCCCGGCAGCAGCUUGUGCCACCGGGAUAGCAUGCUUCGCAUUUUUCAUCGGCAGGGGACGGCGCGGGGCUACCACCAUGACCAUCAAUUCCGGCCACCGGAAUCCCGCAACAGCCGUAAUGCCGGAGCCGCCGGUGAUGGUGACGGUGGGUCUCGACGAGUCGAUCAUCGAAUCGUACGAGAAAGUGGUGCUGGGAGAGAGCAAGCGAGUUCCCGGACCAAACGACACCGCCUGCGCCAUCUGCCUGACGGAGUACUGCAGCAAGGACACCAUCAGGUUGAUACCGGAGUGCAAGCACUGCUUCCACGCAGAGUGCAUCGACGAGUGGCUGCGGAUGAACACCACGUGUCCGGUUUGCCGGAACUCGCCUUCUUCUCCGGCAAAUGCCGCCCAUGCCGCCGGAGGAAACCCAGGAGGAGGAGACACGACUGUCUGAUUGGAAAUGUGACAAAAACUCUCUCUCUUUCUCCCCUCUCUGUCUCUGUCAUUUAAAUAGUUUGCAUCAUGUAAAUUACAUAUCGUAGUAUAGGAAACGACCACACGAAGAGAGUUGACUAGUUGUUUAAGAGUGGGUUCAUUCAAGGAUUUGUGUUAUGAUGGACGAUAAUGCGACGAAGUGAGGAAAUAAACAAGAAGUGGAAUUAUGGC